This is a messenger RNA of Caenorhabditis remanei, 576 nucleotides long. RefSeq lists its product as uncharacterized. The transcript is spliced from 2 exons. Bases 1 to 576 code for a protein of 191 amino acids. The record is from RefSeq and is a predicted model, not a curated record. NCBI's taxonomy places the organism in Eukaryota, Metazoa, Nematoda, Chromadorea, Rhabditida, Rhabditidae.
AUGGAUUGCGAAGACGGCAUCUUCAUCCUUCUUUUCCUCUUGGUAUUAACCAUUCUUACUGGGUUCAGUCGGCAAAUUUAUAAAUACGGUAAAAUAGUGGCAUUCGACGAGAUGAUUUCCAGGUUGGAGAAAGGAAAUCGAUUGAAGAAGAAAUGGGAAAAGAUUGAGAAGGAUCAGAGGGAAGAACAGGAAAAACGUCUGAACGAUUAUCUGAAUGAUGAAAGGGAAAAGGAAAAAUUGUGGCUCACGAAAUUAAUGAAUAAAUAUGAAGACCGUCUCGAUAAGGCUGCCAUCAACGAGCAGAAACUGAAGGCUGAGCUCGAGAAAAAAGACGCUAUCGUCCAAAAGUACAAGAGUGAGGCCGAGGAGCUCCGUCGUCAAUUCAGACAAUCCGAGGAGCAUUUGGAGUGUGAACUUCAGGAAAUUGUCGACGAUUUGAUCUGUCAGGAGAAGAGAAGACGAGAUGAGAUCCAAGCGGAGAGGGAUGAGGAGGAGUUUGAUAAGUUGGAUGAGGUCUCCGAGGAUUUCGACGACCAGUGUGAGAUGGUCCACGUUUCGGAGAAUAUCGAAAUCUGA